AUGUUGUCUCUCUCAGUGCAUAAUGACGUUGCUGUACGCAUUAUCCAGCGACAUCUUCUCUAUCAUCAACUUCUUCAGCUUCGUCAACUGGCUCUGCGUCGCCAUGGCGAUCAUCGGCAUGAUGUGGCUGCGAUACAAGAGACCUGAACUGGAGCGACCCGUCAAGGUGAAUCUUCUACUCCCGGUGAGUUUCGUGGUAGUGUGUGUCUUCCUCAUUGUGGUGUCAUUUUGGAAGACGCCCGUGGAGUGUGGCAUCGGCAUCGGUAUCAUCACCACUGGAGUACCCGUCUAUUUCUUUGGUGUUUGGUGGCAGAAGAAACCCAGCUGGAUCAUCAAUGGCAUCAGCUUGUUGACCGUGUUCUGUCAGAAGCUGCUGAACGUGGUUCCUCAGGACUCAUGAACUCAACCUAUUCUCCACUGCAACCCAAGCCGCUGUACCACCACUGAAGCAGUACUGGACAGUUAAUGUGUGUUCAUCUCAGGCUGAUCACUGUGAAUACUCUCUAACCUUUGACCCCUAACCUUGAU
Molecule: messenger RNA, 528 nt
Organism: Salvelinus namaycush (lake trout)
Lineage: Eukaryota; Metazoa; Chordata; Actinopteri; Salmoniformes; Salmonidae
Product: large neutral amino acids transporter small subunit 1-like
Exons: 3
Coding region: 23-400 (125 amino acids)
Biological process (GO): amino acid transmembrane transport; neutral amino acid transport
Molecular function (GO): neutral L-amino acid transmembrane transporter activity; L-amino acid transmembrane transporter activity
Source: RefSeq, a predicted model, not a curated record